AUGGUGAAAGAUAACAGCCAAAGCGAAGACUUGGUCCUCGAGGCCGAGCGUCUCGAGGAGCUGCUCAGCAACGCCCUUGAGCUUGGCGCGGGAGCGACAGGCAGGGCCCUCCUCGUCCGCCGGGGCGAGAGCGAAGCCGUGCUGAAGGUGGCUCAUUCUGAAGUCUACUCUGACCAGUUCAAGGAAGAGUUCGAAAUCCUGAAGGAGGUGGCCGGCGCCGGGGGAAGCCCCAAGGCGCUGAGCCUCUGCUCCAACCCUCCGGCCAUCAUGUGCACCUUCGUCGGCCCCUACACGCUCAGGCAUGUGGUGAGGGAUCUGAAUUUCUCCGACGCGAGGCUGCUUGGCCUCAGCCUCCGUCUCUGCGUCGCCGUCCAGGAAGUGCACGACAAGGGCUACAUCCACAACGACCUCGAGGCCGACAACAUCGUUGUGGACGCCACAGGACAGAUAAGCAUUGUCGACUUCGGGAGCACCUGUCGACCUGGGCAGACGGCGGUGUACCGCAGCUGCCCCACCAGGAACACGGCUCCCGAAGUCCUCGGCGGAGGCCAAGGCACCGAGGCCUCCGACGUGUUCGCGCUCGGAGGCUUGCUCAUGAAGGUCGUCAGGGAGAUGACCAACCCCCCGCGGACGCUCAGGAGGCUCGCGCGCAAGAUGCGGAGGCCAGAUCCGCUCCGGCGCCCCAGCCUGCCUUCUGCCGUCGACAGCCUCGCCCGCUGCUACUUCUCAGGAGACGAGUGCGAGGACGAAAGCCAAUACGAGAGCGAGGCUGAGAGCGAAGACGAAAGCGAAGUCGCAGGGCAAUAG
Penaeus chinensis is the source of this 807-nucleotide messenger RNA. RefSeq names its product protein kinase C zeta type-like. NCBI's taxonomy places the organism in Eukaryota, Metazoa, Arthropoda, Malacostraca, Decapoda, Penaeidae. Gene Ontology annotation, molecular function: protein tyrosine kinase activity; ATP binding. The coding region runs from base 1 to 807 and encodes 268 amino acids. The transcript has a single exon. Gene Ontology annotation, biological process: protein phosphorylation. The record is from RefSeq and is a predicted model, not a curated record.